Molecule: messenger RNA, 1296 nt
Organism: Spodoptera frugiperda (fall armyworm)
Lineage: Eukaryota; Metazoa; Arthropoda; Insecta; Lepidoptera; Noctuidae
Product: sialidase
Exons: 8
Coding region: 172-1143 (323 amino acids)
Source: RefSeq, a predicted model, not a curated record
GAGUAUAAUAAGUACAGGAGAAGGUUCAACCCUAAAAAUUAAAUUGAUCAACAGUCAUCUUUCAAACAAUAGUUUGAUUUUUCCGAAUUUGUAGGUUAAGAAAAAUUUUGCAAAUGUAAGGAAUAGUUCCGAUGUUGAAAGCACACGUUAGGUCCACAUCGCAGCGCAAAGAUGUCGGCCGACGUCCUGGCAGGAGUAGCGGAGGAAUACUUGCGCCUGCGCUCUCGGUCCGGUCUUGGUCGGCCGGCGUCAGGGCGAGCGCCUACCUGCCCAGUGAUGUUGGAUCGGCCAACGCUGUCCGGGGACCAACUUCCAACCUGCGAACCGCUCUGCUGCAUUGCCUAUGAUAGAAGACCCGUGGGUAUGGGAGACGGAGUGGCGUGUGGUAGCCUGGCGCGGUUGUCGGCGUACUUCUCCAUGCGGCCGCCAGCGGUUCCUGUGCAACUGGUGCCGGUGUCUGCACCUCUCAACCUUCCCGCGCUGCCGCCGCGCCUGUCCACCUCCUCACCGCCAUCGCAUACUGCUGACCUCGCUACGCAUCUGAAUAAUCAGAUACGGUGCAGAAAUGUGGUGCAAGGCGUCCUUUGCGAGCUAAUAUCGAUAUUACCACCGUCACCGAUAAAGUCGCCUGGGACGACAGCGACUCCGGCGACUCCCGCGACGCCUGCUACGCCCGCGACAUCCGCUACGCCUGCUACGCCCGCGACACCCGCUACGCCUGCUACGCCCGCGACAUCCGCUACGCCUGCUACGCCCGCGACCCCCGCUACGUCCCCAACGCCCGCAAUGCUAACAACGCCGGCGACGCCCCCGGCGCACGCAUCUUACGCGGGCCCCGAUACGCACGUGUACUCUGUUGAGGCACAGCGCACACGCCGCCUGAACAGGAGUCUGCUACCUCAGACGUUGCCGAGGGAGCUCAGCACAGACAGCACCUGCAGCGCCAACAGCGGAGACCACGAGCCACGCCAGCGGCAGCGGCGACGGCCAAGACACGCGGCCACGCAAGCUCGGACAACUAUCAAACACUGCGGGAUUUUUGAUGAGAAGACUUCAUGUAACUUCCCAAACGCUGCCCAUCCGAGUUGGAUUCUUCGGGCGACCUCUUUCUCGAAGUUGGACCUACCUAGCUGGAUGAUCUGACCCAGAAACGUUUCGUCGAAUAGCUGCCAAAAAGGUGAAGGAGGACAUGAGACAGACGAGUGGCUGGGCGGAGUGCGCGCGCUGCGGGACUCGCACGUGCGGCUCGUGCUGCGCCAGCUGCGCCACAUCGAGCGCCUCAACCGCGCACUGGAC